AAUAGAAUUGACAAUCAGUGUCGAUAUGGUCGUUUGCACCUAUACUAACCUGAUCACCGAAUGAACUUUAAUAAAAACAUUCUGGUUGUCAUCAAAGCUUUGAGAGAUAUUCGACCGAAAAAAUGGGUAAAAAAGUGCCGUUUGUUUCUACUUGUUGAUUGUUUGAUAAAUUAUUAAAAGAUGAAGUUGUACAGUUUAUCUAGUGAGCCAACAAAACCAUGUCUAGUUCUCACAUUCAAGGGCAUUACAUUAAUGCUCGACUGUGGACUAAACAUGCAGUCAGUACUAAAUUUUAUGCCAAUGCCUAUGAUACCUAGUGCUAAGUUUAAUUCACUGAUAAAUUGGGUUCCUCGUGAUAACUAUCAGGACUGGCAAAUAGAAGGGGAACUGAAAGAAUGUUGUGGCAGGGUAUUUGUAGAUUCAACUCCAGAAUUUUGUCCACCUUUAGACAAAAUUAUAGACUUUUCAGAGAUUGAUGCCAUUCUAAUAUCAAACUACACUUGCAUGUUGGCAUUACCUUUAAUCACAGAAGGUACAGGUUUCAAAGGUGUCAUAUAUGCGACAGAACCUACACUUCAAAUUGGCAGAUUUUUCAUGGAAGAACUAGUAGAGUAUAUUGAGCAAACACCAAGAGAUACAAUGGCAAGGUACUGGAAAGAGAUGUUGCAUAUAUUACCACCACCUUUGUCUGAUGCUUUUAAACCAAAGUCCUGGAAACAUAUAUAUUCAAUGGCAGCUGUGAAUUCAGCAUUAGCUAACAUCCAACUGGUUGGCUAUGAUCAGAAAAUAGAUAUCUAUGGUGCUUUAUCUGUAACUCCUAUAAGCUCAGGGUAUUGUUUGGGAAGUAGCAAUUGGCUAAUAUCAAGUGAUCAUGAGAAAGUUGCAUAUGUUAGUGGAUCAUCUACACUUACAACUCAUCCAAGGCCUAUGGAGCAAACAACUUUGAAACAUGCCAAUGUGUUAAUUCUCACUGGUUUGGCCCAGAUGCCUACUGCUAAUCCUGAUACGAUGUUGGGUGAAUUGUGUAUGACAGUGGCAAUGACAUUAAGAACUGGAGGCUGUGUUUUGAUACCUUGCUAUCCUUCAGGAGUAGUAUACGACUUGUUUGAAUGUCUUAGUUCUCACCUUGACAAAUCAGGCUUCUCUGCAGUUCCUCUAUUCUUCAUAUCUCCAGUGGCAGAAACAUCUCUGGCUUACUCGAAUAUUUUAGCAGAAUGGCUGUCAACAAAUAAACAAAACAGAGUUUAUCUACCUGAAGAACCCUUCCCACAUGCAUUUCUUGUAAAAAAUGCCAGACUAAAACAUUACACUUCCACUUAUGCUGAAGGAUUCAGCACUGAUUUUAGGCAACCUUGUGUUGUUUUCUGUGGACAUCCUAGUUUAAGAUUUGGUGAUGCGGUACAUUUCAUACAGAUGUGGGGCAACAAUCCUCAGCAUACCGUCAUAUUCACAGAGCCUGAUUUUCCAUACCACGAAGCGUUAGCACCUUUCCAACCACUCGCGAUGAAAGCUGUACAUUGUCCAAUAGACACAUCGUUGAAUUUCACACAAGCAAAUAAAUUAAUCCGAGACUUGAAACCAGAGAAUCUAGUUGUACCUGAGCGGUAUGUGCAACCGCCGCUAACUGCACCUCAUAGGACUGAUUUGGUUAUUGAACCAGUGGGGGAAAAGUCAUUGAUCACAUUUAAAAGAGGUGAAGUAAUAAAACUUCCAAUGAAGAGGAAGAAAGGACGAGUAUUCAUUGAACCAGGUCUGGCUGAAAAUAUCAUCCCGAGUGAAAUUCGGCCAGGAUUGAGUUUAGCUUCUAUUAGUGGAGAGCUUGAAGUGAAAGAUAACGUUUACACAAUCAAGAGUUUGCCGGAAAGGCCCCCCGAAAACAGAAAACGAAAAGCUUCAAUUAAGGACCAAAUUAUUUUUAAAGAAGACGUUUUGAAAGAGAGACGACACGAGUACGGAAACUUGGAUCCUCAGGAACUUCUUCAGAAGCUGAAUCAAGAAGGAAUCACUGGUGCAAAGUUACAGCACACACCUACGUCGAUCAGUAUUCAUUUACCGGACGACACGCUUAUACAAAUAAGUGACAGCUCGACUCAUAUAUUUUGCAAUAGCGACCAAAAAUUAAGACGAAGGCUGAGAAACAUAAUAAUGCAGUGCCUAAAACGAUUUUAAAAUUAAAUAUAGAGUUUUA
This is a messenger RNA of Phymastichus coffea, 2188 nucleotides long. RefSeq names its product integrator complex subunit 9-like (gene IntS9). Gene Ontology annotation, biological process: snRNA processing. Gene Ontology annotation, cellular component: integrator complex. NCBI's taxonomy places the organism in Eukaryota, Metazoa, Arthropoda, Insecta, Hymenoptera, Eulophidae. The record is from RefSeq and is a predicted model, not a curated record. The transcript is spliced from 8 exons. Bases 181 to 2169 code for a protein of 662 amino acids.